AUGGUUGCGACUAGGAGCCUCCAGCUCACGGUUAAGAAAACAACCCGGCAGCAAAAGACACUUGAAGGUCAACUUCUAAUGGUCAAGGAAGGAGAGAGGACAGCAAUUUCCUCCCGAGUAGCAGAGCUGGAUCAGAUUAUGCCUCAAUAUCUGGGUGUGUCCAAAGCUAUCCUUGAUUCAGUCAUUUUCUGUCAUCAGGAUGAGAGUUUGUGGCCCAUGAGUGAACCUUCCGUCCUGAAAAAGAGGUUCGACGAAAUAUUCGAAGCAAUCAAGUACACAAAGGCUAUUGACAACAUCAAGGUGCUGCGGAAAAAGCAAACUGAGGAGCUUGCGAAGUACAAAAUCAUGGAGCAGCAUGCUAAGGAAGACAAAGAAAAAGCUGAUAAGGCGGAGAAGCGGUCCAUUAAAUUACAGGAGGAAAUCGAAGCGCUACGAGACGAGACCCAGCAGCUCACCAAGGAAAUGCGUCGGGUCGCAGAGCUUGCGGACAAAGCAUGGAAAGAGUCCGAAAGCUACGCUCAAGUUCUUGGUGCUCUAGAAGGCAAACGGAUCGAGGCAAAGAGCGUCCAAUCUACCAUUGACAAUCUUAAACGACACUUGGUAGAACUUGACGAACCAGAUGAAUGGUUAGAAUCGAACCUAGAGCAGUUUGAGGCGAAACAAAUUCAGUACCAGCAGCAAGAAGAGUCCCAGAAAGAGAAGUAUAUGGAAAUUAGGGAACAGAUUGAAGAAACUCGCCACAAGCUGGGUCUCAAACAGGCUGAAUAUGGAAAGCACGAAAAUGACAAGGCCAACUUUGAACGUCAGGUCGAACGACGGCAACGAAUGUCUAAGGACCUUGCGCGAAAUCACAGUAUCCGCGGCUUUGACCGCAUUGUGGAUCAAUCAGAUGUGGAUGAAUUCAUGAAGAGAAUACGGAAAAUUCUCAAAGAGCAGUCUCAGACUUUGGACCGAGCUAAAAGAGACGCGCAGAGUGAGUUACGUGAAGCACAGACGUCUCUGAAUCAGAUAGGCGAGCGCAAGUCCGCGUUGCAAGAGAGUAAGAAUGCAGCCAAACGCCAAAUAGCUGCCAACGACAAGGAGGCCGCAAGUUAUCAAACCAAGCUGAAUGAAAUAAGCGUGGACGAGGGUGCUCAGGCCGCCCUUGAGUCUAAUGUUGAAGACAUCCAGUCUCGCCUAGACCAAGCCAAGGAGCGCGGACGUUCUGCUUCCUGGGACAAGGAGAUCCAGGAAUUGAACUCCGAGAUCCACAAACAAGAAGAUGAAAGUUCUCGCCUCAAUGCAGAGCUCAUCGAAUCAACCAAGAAAGCUGGCGAUCUGGCCCGGUUAGAUCACCUAAAAAAGGAACUGAAAGAGCGCGAGCGAAGUUUGGAGACGAUGAAGGGUGCGCAUGGUGAGCGCCUUUCGAAGCUUGUUGACCAAGACUGGAAAAUCGAUACCCUAGAGCAGGACUUUCAAAGGACUCUCGAGGAUGAAUCCAAAGAGGUGUCUAACGCCGAACGUGCGCGGGACGGCGUCAGCCGAGAACUUGAGCAGGUUGAGUACAGACUGAACAACACCAAGAAGUCUCUAGAAAAUCGUCAAAAAGAGCUCAAGGAAUGCAUAGAAGAGAUUCGCGAAGCUAUUGAUGAUGAGCCUGAAGAAUACUCCGAAGUUGUCAACCAGCGGCAGAGUCAAUUGGACAUGGCGAGAAAAGACGCCGAGCAGUAUGCCGGUAUUGGAGAGUACAUGUCUACAUGUUUGAAAACUGCGCAAGAUGCGAAAGUGUGUCGACUAUGCAGUCGGCCGUUCAGAAACGACAAUGAGCUGAAAGCCUUUUGGAAAAAGCUUGAAACAUUAGUACAGAAAGCCAAGCGCGAUUCGGAGGAAGAGGAGGUUCGACAACUGGAAGAAGAUCUCAAUAACGCCCGUGCAGCCAACACUGCUUACGAUACAUGGUCUCGCCUCAAGCAAACAGAGAUUCCAGAGUUGCGACAAGAAGAAGACAACUAUGUUCUACAGCGCGAUGAGCUCCUAGGUCAACUGGAGGACCGUGACAAAGUUGUCAGCGAGGUGGGCGAGAAGAAACGUGAUGUCGACGCUCUCUCCAAAACGGUCAGCACUAUCGUCAGGUAUGAUAGUGAGAUAAAGUCCAUUCGCUCCCAGAUACAGGAGCUUUCAUCGAAGGAGCAGGAGGUUGCAACGCCGCGUACACUCGAGGAUAUCCAAGACGAAAUAGCCAGCAUUGGCGAGAAAUCAAGGGCACUUAAGAAGACUCUUUCGAAGCUUACGAACGAGAAAGAACAGGCCCGUUCUGAGCUCAACAAUCUGGAGCUGCAACUCCGAGAUGUGAAAAGCAGCCUCGACAAUGUCAAAUUCCAGCUUGAGAGGAAGACUGAUCUGAUAUCUCGCAUAGAAGAGUAUAAGAGCCUCAAUGGUCAGCAGCGGGAAGCCAUUGCGAAAGCAGACAAAGACAUUGAGGAUCUAAAUCCAGAGUUGCUAAAAUAUCAAGCGAAGUAUGAUGAUAUCAGUCAACGAGCAGAAGCGCGCGAAAGAGAGAUGCAACAGGCAACCUCAAAAUUGUCUGAUAGUAUACACCAGAUAGAGCUCGCCAAUGAGGAAAUCGACGCAUACAAUGAGCGAGGUGGACCGGGUCAGCUUGAUCGAAGCAAACGCGAACUCGAGACCAUUGAGGGCGAAAUCGGCCACCUCGAAACUGAGCAAGCGGAUAUAACCAAAACGAUUAACAGGAUCUCUGCGCAGCUCAAGGACAGCGAGAAUACAAAACGUCAGUAUGCUGAUAACCUGACAUAUCGACAGUCUACACGAACCCUCGACAAGGUUGCGAGCGAGAUCGAGGAACUGGAAGCCCAGAAUGCAGAAGUCGAUAGAAGUCGAUUCAAGGAAGAGUCAGAGCGCCGGUCUCGCGAACACAAUGCGCUGUCCGCAAAGCAAUCCAGCAAAAUGGGAGAGAUGAAGUCCAAAGACGACCAGUUGCUGCAGCUUCUAACGGAUUGGAACACGGACUACAAAGACGCCGCUUAUAAAUACAAGGAAUCGCAUAUCAAGGUCGAAACUACCAAGGCCGCAGUCGAAGAUUUAACCCGUUACGGAAGUGCCCUUGACAAGGCCAUCAUGAAGUACCAUGGGCUGAAAAUGGAAGAAAUCAACGCCAUCAUCGGCGAACUCUGGCAGAAGACGUACCGCGGCACAGACGUUGACGCAAUCCUCAUCCGCUCCGAUAAUGAAAAUGCAAAGGGUAACCGGUCUUACAACUACCGAGUCUGCAUGGUCAAGCAGGGUGCAGAAAUGGACAUGCGCGGUCGCUGCAGUGCGGGCCAAAAAGUCCUUGCUAGUAUCAUUAUCCGCCUAGCCCUCGCGGAGUGUUUUGGCGUGAACUGUGGUCUAAUCGCGCUCGACGAACCUACUACCAACCUUGAUAGAGACAAUAUUCGGUCCCUGGCCGAGUCGCUCCACGACAUUAUUCGCGCCCGCCAGCAACAGGCAAACUUCCAGCUUAUCGUGAUUACCCACGACGAGGAAUUCCUGCGCCACAUGCAGUGCGGUGAUUUCAGCGAUUACUACUACCGCGUUUCUCGCAAUGAGAGGCAGAAGUCGAUUAUCGAAAGGCAGUCCAUUGCAGAGGUUAUGUGA
Molecule: messenger RNA, 3633 nt
Organism: Aspergillus puulaauensis
Lineage: Eukaryota; Fungi; Ascomycota; Eurotiomycetes; Eurotiales; Aspergillaceae
Gene: RAD50
Product: MRX complex DNA-binding subunit
Exons: 2
Coding region: 1-3633 (1210 amino acids)
Biological process (GO): telomere maintenance via recombination; chromosome organization involved in meiotic cell cycle; double-strand break repair
Cellular component (GO): condensed nuclear chromosome; Mre11 complex
Molecular function (GO): single-stranded telomeric DNA binding; G-quadruplex DNA binding; double-stranded telomeric DNA binding
Source: RefSeq, a predicted model, not a curated record